Messenger RNA from Scatophagus argus, 1167 nucleotides. RefSeq names its product Fas apoptotic inhibitory molecule b (gene faimb). Gene Ontology annotation, biological process: canonical NF-kappaB signal transduction; positive regulation of neurogenesis; negative regulation of extrinsic apoptotic signaling pathway via death domain receptors. The record is from RefSeq and is a predicted model, not a curated record. Lineage: Eukaryota; Metazoa; Chordata; Actinopteri; Scatophagidae. The transcript has 4 exons. Bases 482 to 1024 code for a protein of 180 amino acids.
UGUGUGUGUGAGUGUGUGUGUCCUUCCUGUAACAACAAUACAAUCACAGCUUUGUGUGAAUCACUGCUGCUUUCUGAUGGGGACACUGCAGUAUUACUGCAGUAUUACUGCAGUACUCUGUGCUGCGACUGCACCCAGCUCAGAGGGAAGUACUUGUGCACUUGUUGCUUUCCUGCUGAAGUUCCACGUGAGACGUUUUGUCUUUCUGUCCUCAGCAACAACACUCUUUAUUUCCUCUCCUGGACGACGGACAGGUCAGAGGUCGGCGCCGCCACACUCGCCCUGAGAAACACUUCCUGUUUCACACAGGGAUCCAGCUGAGGCUCACACGGGGUCUCAGCCAGGGAGCUCGUCCUCGCUGCGUCUAAUCCUCUUACAGUAAUGCACCUGCUGCUGAGCCCACACUCCUCCACCCUCGGCGGCUCCUCGGCCGACGAGUCGCUCUGAGCGGGACACCCUGUCGUUUUCGGGCGAGUCGGAGAUGCUGAGCGGAGACCUGGUGGCCGUGUGGGAUGUGGCGCUCAGCGACGGCGUCUACAGGAUCGAGUUCGCUCAUGGCACCACCACCGGGAAACGGGUUGUCUGUGUCAACGGACAGGAAGUCAUCAGAAAAGACUGGAUGUUCAAGCUGGUUGGAAAGGAAACCUUCACCGUGGGAAGCACCAACACCAAAGCCACCAUAGUCAUCGAGGCCAUCAGCGGCUUCGCCUACGAGUACACGCUGGAGGUCGCCGGGAAGAGUCUGCAGAGGUUCAUCGACAACAGGGCCCAGACCACCAAGACCUGGCUGCUCAAGGUGGACGGAGAGGACCGCCGGGUGGUGCUGGAGAAGGACACCAUGGACGUUUGGUGCAACGGACAGAAAGUGGACACACAGGGGGAGUUCGUGGACGACGGCACAGAGACGCACUUCACGCUGGGGGGACACGAAUGCUGCAUCAAGGCGUCCAGCAGCGGGAAGAAGAAACAUGGCAUCGUGCACCACCUACUGCUGGACGGAGAGAAGGUCGCCGCGUCACUCUGACUGUGAGCGGAUAACGUGACCGACUUUUGUUUCUCAGCUUGUUUUGGUUACAAACUUAGACAACAUGUUUGUAAAAAUAUGAAUAAAAGUGCGGCAAAUAAACUGACACGUGCAGCAUUAACGACGAGUCACGUUUUUAUUCU